Eremothecium gossypii ATCC 10895 is the source of this 2259-nucleotide messenger RNA. It is a transcript of the gene SOG2, whose product is annotated as Sog2p. The transcript has a single exon. The record is from RefSeq and is marked provisional. Gene Ontology annotation, molecular function: protein binding. Bases 1 to 2259 code for a protein of 752 amino acids. Lineage: Eukaryota; Fungi; Ascomycota; Saccharomycetes; Saccharomycetales; Saccharomycetaceae.
AUGGAAGUGCAAGGGGAUCCGCACACAGGAGGUGCGAUGGCGACGAUGGCUCCCAUGACGCAGAAGCUGACGUAUCUGAUUACGAAGGAGCUGUCGCAGAAGGAGUCUCCGACGAUUAAGCUCAUAGAACUGAACAUUUCCAGCCUUCCAGAAGAGGCGGUGGAGCUGCUGCACACGGUGGAACGGCUGUCGCUGCAGCGGAACCAACUGACAACGCUACCGACGAGCUUCCGCAACCUGACGAAGCUGCGUUACCUCGACCUACACGGGAACAGGCUUGCGGAGAUCCCCGCGAUCCUGCUGCAGUGCCCGCACCUGGAGAUUGUGGACUUGUCCUCGAACGAGAUUUCGGCGCUGCCGCAGGAGUAUUCGCCGCUGUGGUGCAGCAACGUGAAGGUGCUAUCGCUGAAGAACAACCGCGUGCGAUCGCUGCGGGACCUCUACGCAACAAUAACGCAGCUGAAGGCUCUGACGAUUUUGGAGAUAGACGGCAAUAAGAUUCCGAAGGAGGAGCUUGAUCACGUGACGUCUCAUGUGCCAACUAAGUCGCUGCCUCCUGAGGAGUACUGGCUGAUGGCGCUGCGUAAGUACAUGCAGGACUUUCCACAGGGUAUGCCUGCUGCAGGUGCAAAGACUGCGCGUGCGGCGAAGCGGAUGGGCUUCAUCGGUGCUGAAGAGUCAGGAUCUGCGAUGCACUCGGCGCCGGCGCAGGACUCGGAUUUGAUCUCGCACUCCAAGUACAACGACUACUUUAAACGACUGUCGGUCCUUCCCGAGGAAACCAGUAGUUCCACCCAUGCCAGUGCGUCCUCCGAAACACGGGUGUCUCAUGAGGAUCUUGUGGUAGGAUGCCGGAAGCUGCUUUUCUCGUUCACCGAGUGCCAACAAAAUAUCCGUAAAAUCACCUCCCUCUGCGCAGACAAAUCGGUUGCUGUAAAUAUGGUUUCCUUGCUAUACACAGUCCGCUCGCAUAUCGAUAAUUUGGUGGAGGUGCUAGAACAGGCCGAAGAUACCCCGGAUACCAAUGUCCACGAUCAGCUCCUUGUGAACCUUUGCGUUGGAAUAAUAUCAGUAUUCAAGCAAAUCAUUUCAUUACUUCGGAAAAACUUUGAUGCAUUCUUCCGAGCAAACGACGUCUGCUUCACACGAAUGUUUUACAUGACACUGUUAUGUUCCUAUACCGAAAUGUGCAAUGUGUGGAACCUGGUGGUCCCAGAGAAUAUUAAGAGGAAGAGGCCGGUUGUUACUCCACGGCAGCGCUCUUUCAGUGUCCAAACACACCAUUCUUUCAAACACCUGCCACCCAGGCAGCGCUCGAAUACACUCCAGCGUGGGACGCCUUCCUCUUCUGCACUGCAGCCACUGCAGCCACCUUUGAUUAACCAGUUGCCACUCAAUUCACCGCCCAGUUCCAAAAAUACUACACCACUAUCCAACUUAUCGACUCCCCCUCCCCCAACUAAUAUUCCUUCAUCGUUGACUGGAUCAACCAUCUUGGAUCCGAGAGCAGAUGCUUCGCCAAGGACCAUGAGAUCAGACUCGCAGAUACAUUCGCCUAAUAUAAAACGUCCACAGGACUCACAACUAUCUGCGGAACAAAGUAACCAACAUGCGGGUCCAUCGGGGGAAAUGAAUAUCGAUACACAGCUAUACCAUACCCUUAGAACAGUUAUUGGGAUGGUAAACGUGGUUUAUGCACAAUUGACGCAAGCCAUUCAGAAGACUGCUAUUGCAAGUACAACAGAUGAUCAUCCAGGUAUAACUCCCGCUAUUGCUGCUAAGAUUAAAGAUCUCACGGAAACUUGCUUCCAGUCCAUGGAACUGUCCAAGGUUUUGAAAUCGCGCCUGUCUCUGAUCACUUCUACGGAGUCGGAGCAGUACAAUACCAACGCAGAGAAGCUCAAUACAUGGGAGGAUAUCAAUGCUUUUUUGAAAUCUAUUAUUGCAAUUUUAGCCAACACCAAACUAAUUAUGAAGGAUCUACCUGUGCUGAACGAAGUGCGGCCUAAUUUAGCAUCUCUGGCCAAGAUUACCAAAGAUGUGACCGUUAUCCUGGACAUGAGCUCAUACAGAACGGUGUCCGCAUCCACGCAGCCUGCCCAGCAGCCUUCUGCACACGGACCCGGUUCACAAUUGCAGACGCCACAAGAAGGUACUGAACACUACAUUAACUUGUCUGGCAACCACAGCAUCAAUACCCCUCUGUCCACUCCCUCUUUGGUGACAAGCCAUGUAAACAAUCCUUUUGACCAACUAUAG